CUCCUGUAACCACAACCCCUCACUGUGACAAACAGCACCUCAAACCACCUUCAAAGAGACCAGCAUCACCAGGGAGAAGUCAGCUGAAGCAGAGCUGGCUCAUCAUUAGGCACUGAUGACUUUGAGAGAAUGGAUAAAACCAGAGGGAACCAGUGGCAGACGCUGCUCAGGCUGCAGGGAGCACAGACGCUGAACAAAGGAGGAGAAGAUGGAGCCAAGGAUGAAAAGAAACAUCAAACCCCUCUGCCACUGAAGUUGAAAGUUAACUGGAAGGACUGGGUGGUCGACCCAGCAGAACAGUUUUAUUAUGUCUGGCUGCACAUCAUGAUCUUUCCCAUUGUCUACAACUUGGUGAUUAUUAUUUUAAGGACGUGCUUCGCUACAAUAGCCCUCAGCUACCUGCCCAUGUGGCUCACACUGGACUAUCUGUCAGACUUCAUGUAUAUGCUUGACAUGCUCAUCACUGUUCACACAGGCUACUUGGAUCAGGGCAUCCUAAUUAGGGACCUAGCUCAGCUGAAGAAGCGCUACCUCAGCUCUAAAGGUUUCUUAAGGGACGUUGCUUCCUUAUUGCCCACUGACUUCCUCUACUUUGUCUUUGGCAUCCAAAUCCCACUGGUGAGGAUCAACCGCUUUCUGCGUUUGCCACGUCUCAACGAGGCGCUGGAUCGCAUGGAGACGAUAACCUCCUACCCCAACACGUUCCGCCUCUCCAAGCUGAUGAUCUACAUCUUUGUGUUGACCCACUGGAACGCCUGUCUCUACUUCGCACUGUCCAGCUACAUGGGCUUCGGAAGAGAUGAGUGGGUCUAUCCCAACAUCACGGGUGAUUUUGCCACCAUGCGUCGCCAGUACUUCCACAGCUUCUGGUUCACUACAAAGAUCCUCACCACAGUAGGGGACAUUCCCAUGCCUGACACAGAAGAGGAGUUCUUGUUCAUGAUCGCAAACCUGCUCAUUGCUGUGCUCGUGUUCGCAUCAGUUGUUGGCAACGUCGGUAAUGUUGUCACGAACCUAAGGGACCGUGAUAAUAUCUUCUUCCCCAACCACGAGCUAGUGAAGGCAUAUCUGCGCAGUCAUCACGUAAGCAAGGAGCUGCGACAGCGUAUCGACAACUGGUACCAGCAUCUUCACAUAAACAAGAAGAUCAUACGGGAGAAUGAAAUCCUGCAGCAGCUCCCCGUGUACCUGAGGACGGAGAUUGCCGUCAGCGUUCACCUUCCGACACUCUCCAAAGUUACAAUCUUUCAGAAUUGUGAUAAAAGUCUACUGGAGGAACUGGUGCUUAAACUAACACCUCAGGUGUUCAGUCCAGGAGAGUACGUCUGCAGGAAAGGAGACGUGGGCCAUGAAAUGUACAUCAUAAAAGAGGGAAAACUUGCAGUUGUAGCAGAUGACGGGGUCACAGAGUUUGCUGUGCUGAGCGAAGGAAAUUUCUUUGGAGAAAUUAGCAUCCUCAACAUAAAAGGUAACAAGUCAGGCAAUCGUCGCACUGCCAACAUUAAGAGCAUUGGCUAUUCUGACCUUUUCAGCUUGUCCAAAGAAGACCUGACAGAUGUCUUAUCUGAGUUCCCUGCAGCAAAACGUCACCUGGAAGAGAAAGGAAGACAGAUCCUUACUAAGAUGGGCAUGCUUGAGGAAAGUGGGCAAGGAGAGGAAAGGGAGGAAGAGACCGUUGAAAACAAAGUAAAAAGGCUGGAGGAUACUUUGGAGGUCCUGCAAACAAAACUAGCUCGACUUAUAGUGGAACUAGAGUCCAGCAAUCGAAAGAUGCAGGCCAGGGUAGACCAGCUUCAGUGGGAGCUGGCAGCACCGGAGAGUCAGGCACCAGAAGAUGGGGCAAAUGACGAAGUAGCCCAGGGACGAGGGGAAGGGGUUGGAGGAGAGCCUGGAUGGGAACGAGAGGAAGCAGAGGGGGAGGAGGAGGAAGGUUUGGAUGCACAGAUAGAGGCACAGGGGCAGGCUGAGGGUGACAACGAUGUGACCAAAGAGGGAGAUGGAGAGAGCACUAAAAGUACAAAGGAAGAUCUGGAAGUGAUGAAAGAAGAUCAGUUUGGCCUAAAUUACCCAUACGAUCACAAAAAGAAAACAGGGGACGACACCCCACGGAAAGGAGACGGAGCCGAAAUUGAACCUGAAAAUGCGAAAGAGGAGGAAAGUGGAGAGAGAGGCUGUGAAGAUGGUAAAGAAGACUGACAAAAUAAAAUUCAACUUUUCAAACGAUGUUUUUGCUUUAUACCUCUAGAUGGAAGCAUUGCAUCCCCAACUGUUGAACGUAAACGUCUUAAUUUUUAAAUUAAGAGACAUUACGAUAUAAGUUAAUAAGUGGGCUGAAGUAUUGCACUGUUGUAUUUCUAUGUUUGUUCAGUUAACAUAUUAAAGUUUGACUUUAAUUUUUAAGAAAGUAUUCAGUGUCUGA
Molecule: messenger RNA, 2419 nt
Organism: Betta splendens (Siamese fighting fish)
Lineage: Eukaryota; Metazoa; Chordata; Actinopteri; Anabantiformes; Osphronemidae
Gene: cnga4
Product: cyclic nucleotide gated channel subunit alpha 4
Exons: 9
Coding region: 130-2196 (688 amino acids)
Biological process (GO): monoatomic cation transmembrane transport
Cellular component (GO): plasma membrane; intracellular cyclic nucleotide activated cation channel complex
Molecular function (GO): cGMP binding; intracellularly cAMP-activated cation channel activity; protein-containing complex binding
Source: RefSeq, a predicted model, not a curated record